This is a messenger RNA of Colletotrichum fioriniae, 1314 nucleotides long. RefSeq lists its product as uncharacterized. The record is from RefSeq and is a predicted model, not a curated record. Lineage: Eukaryota; Fungi; Ascomycota; Sordariomycetes; Glomerellales; Glomerellaceae.
AUGGCUCAUGAAGCAACACCGACCGCCAUUUUGUGGGACUGGGAUCAGUCAGAUCUCACAGCAGCUGUCGAGGACAUGCGACGACUGUUGAACAACGCAUCGCAUCUGACUCCCAUCAGAGACGUCACAUUGCGCGGCGUCAGAGCUGCGAAGGAUCUUCAUGCCGCAGCACUUGCAAAAAGUCUCACUACAAGCGAUAAAGCCACCAUCAAGUCGUGGAUCACUGAGUCCCGCCUACUGGCCGAACGGUCUGAGGCACUCUUACAAGAAUCAGAGGUUCCGCUUGCACAAACGACCGCCAUCCUGUUAUCGCGGCUCCCAGCCCUCAAGACACUUGAGGUGCAGACGUAUGAUCGGAACGAUCACCACGAAUGGACACAAUAUCGCCCACCCGGGGAUGAGUUCUUGACUGUUUUAAGCCAGUUAGUCGCUGCGGGCACUGUCGCUGGUUCUUCUUUCAGCAAUCUGGAAACAAUCAAGGUUCUAGUUCCAACUCCUAACGGGGAAUCGGCAAAUGAGUUCAACUUCUACGUCUACGCCGAGAAUGUUCUCCCCUUCUUUUACCUUCCGCAAAUUCGAACUUUGGAGCUUCAUCGAGUGGAAGAUGGAGGAAAAUCAAUCACCUGGCCAGCUCCCCACCCGAGCCCAUCAUCAGCGACACUAGAAGAACUGGUUCUGAGCAGAUGCCAGCUCUCCGAGGAGAAUGUUGGCCAACUACUGCGAGCUGCCCCGAAUCUCAAGGCUUUCCGUUGCGGAUACGCUGUCGACGCCGAAUACGCGUCUGACUGGGUGGACUUGGAGGUGCUCAGGAGUUUGCUCGACACAUUGAAAGCAUCGCUUGAAGAGCUCUCUUUUGCGCUGACGCUGUGGACGUCCACUGCCAUCGAUUGCGGCGAGGUCGGGCCCUGGGGAAUCCGCGGCUCACUUGGGUCACUCAAGGAUUUCAGGCGACUAACUCGCCUCUCCAUCUCUUUGCCGGUACUUCUCGGCUGGGAAACAAAGGGCUCGUCGAAGCUCGCGGAUGUACUCCCCGAGGGUCUCCAGGCAUUGACAAUCACCAACGAAAUGUUCUUUUGGUGGCACUACCGGUGGGACGACCUCGACUGGGAAGAAGAUGACCCUGUGGUUCCCAUGUGGCAGUCGCUUGAGGCCAAGAUUGUCGAAUAUCUGGAGAGCCGGCCCCGACACUUGAAAGAGCUGAGGUUGGAGAUUUCGAUGGUUGGAGAGGAGCAACGGGCAGAGGAGUUGAAUGCCAACCUGAUCGCCAGAGGAUCUGAAGCUGGAGUAACCAUUACCGUAGAGUUGAAGCCAUAG